AUGCAACAGGACGAGUGCACGUUCAGCUUCGACACCCCGCUCUCCCCCGGCGGUCUCCUCACUAACCUCGCCACGCACAGGUCCGUCGGCGUCGACUUCAUCGACAUGGAGCGCCGCCUCUGCGCCAAGCACGGCGACCCUUCCUCGCUCUACCUGCUCCAGCGAUGGCGCAGGGUGAAGAAGCCGCAGGAGGAGCUGGACGCGAAGAGGGACCCCACGAAGCUCGCCAUCGGCGUGGAGGGCGGAUUCAACGUCGACGACGACGGCGACUACGACGUCGUCAAGGCCAACUUCCUGAGGGUGUACCCAGCCGGAAUCGACGUGGAGCUCCCAUGCGAAGAUCUGCCUUUUGCCGAGGAGGUCGCCACGUGGCAAGAGGAGCGCCGCGAGUCGCGGUACGCCGACGCGUUGGUGCAGGAACCGAGCGAGGGGCGCAAGAUCUCUCCCGAUCCGAAGCGAUGGAAAUGCGCCGAGACUGGCGCGAGUGAAAACCUGUGGCUCAACCUCUCCGACGGAUUCAUCGGCAGCGGCCGAAAAAACUGGGACGGCUCGGGUGGAAACGGCAGCGCCCUGCGCCACUACGAGAAGUGUAAAGCGGAGGGUAAGGAGUACCCGCUCGCGGUCAAGCUCGGCACCAUCACGCCCGCCGGCGCGGACGUGUACUCGUACGCAGCCGACGAGGACGACAUGGUGACGGAUUGUAAACUCGCGGAGCACCUCGCACACUGGGGUAUCGACGUCAUGCGCAUGGAGAAGACGGAGAAGUCCAUGGCUGAGCUUCAGAUUGACCUCAACAAGGGCUUCGAGUUCGAUAAGAUAACGGAGGCGGGCGCGGAGCUGGCGCAGGCGAGCGGCGCCAGACGCGUCGGGCUCAAGAACCUGGGCAACACGUGCUACGUGAAUUCCGUCCUCCAGUGCCUCAAGGAGGUUGCCGCUUACGAACGAAGGUACUGCGCGGGCGCCGACGCCAUCUUCGAGUCGUCCCCGGCGGACGCGACCGGCGAUUUCUGCACCCAGAUGGCCAAGAUCGCCGUCGGUUUGGUCACCGAUCGAUACGCAAAGGGUUCGGGGUCCGACGACGACGCCCCCGCCGCCGCCGCCGCCGUCCAGCCGAGAAUGUUCAAGGCGAUCGUCGGCAAGGGUCACCCCGAGUUUAGCACCGGCCGGCAGCAGGACGCGGUGGAGUACUUUCAGCACCUGCUCGAGGUGAUGACGCGCGCGGAGCGAGCCGAGACGGGACGCGUGGGCGCGAUUGACGGUUUGAAGUUUACGGCGUCUCAGUUUGAGUUUGAGGUUGAGGAACGCGUCGAGUGCGUCGAGUCCGGCAAGGUUCGGUACGUGACCCGCCGCGAGAACGUGCUGCCCCUCGAGGUUCCGGUCGAUUUGGCCACGAACAAGGAGGAUUUGGAUCGCGAGCGCGAGUUGAAACGGCAGAAGACGGAGAGCGGGGAGAGCGGGGAGCGCCACGGGGACGAUGACUCUGUCCGCGAGCCCACGAGGCCCAUCGUCCCGUUUGACGCGUGCCUGUCCGCCUUCGCCGCGGACGAGACGGUGGACGAUUUUUACUCCACCGCCUUGGGACGCAAGGGCGUCGCGGCGAAACGCGCGAGGCUCAAGACCAUGCCGCCGAUCCUCGCGGUCCAGGUCAGACGGUACUACGUCGCCGAGGACUGGACCCCGAAGAAGCUAGACGUCUUGGUGCCCAUGCCGGAGACUGUCGACGUCGAGAGCGUUCGGGCGACGGGGCUCGCGCCGGGAGAGGAGGAGCUGCCCACCGCGGAUGCGGACGAAGGAGGAGGAGGACCGGGGGCGGGUGCGGGCGGCGAGCCGCGGGCGCCCGUGGAGCCCGACGCGUCCAUCGUGGCGCAGCUGGUGUCUAUGGGUUUCAGCGAGAACGGGAGCAAGCGAGCGGCGAUCGCCACCGGAAACUCCUCCGCGGAGGGAGCCGCGGAGUGGGUCUUCGCCCACAUGGAAGACCCGGACUUCAACGAUCCCCCGACGAUCCCGGGCGGCGCGGGCGGCCAAUCGGGAGCUGACGCAUCAACCGGCGUCGGGCCACAGGCGCCGGACCCCGCGAACGUCGCGAUGCUCGCGUCGAUGGGCUUUGCCGAAAAUCACGCGACGGCGGCGCUCGCCGCUUGCGACGGGAACAUCGAGCGCGCGGCGGACUGGCUCUUCUCCCGCGCCGACGACCUCGACGCCGCGGUUGCCGAGGUUAACGCCGCGGCGGGCCAAUCGGGAGGUGCCACGUCGGCACCCGGGGACGCCGAGUCGGCCGGCGAGUGCGAGGACGGGCCGGGCAAAUACGAGCUCUUCGGGAUUGUGUCGCACAUGGGCGGCAACACCGCGUGCGGUCACUACGUCGCGCACGUCAAGAUCGAGGGGCAGUGGCACAUCUUCAACGAUCGCAAGGUGGCGAUCAGUCAGAAGCCGCCGCUCGAGCUGGGCUACCUCUACUUCUACAGGCGCGGCGCGUGA
Molecule: messenger RNA, 2478 nt
Organism: Micromonas commoda
Lineage: Eukaryota; Viridiplantae; Chlorophyta; Mamiellophyceae; Mamiellales; Mamiellaceae
Exons: 2
Coding region: 1-2478 (825 amino acids)
Biological process (GO): protein deubiquitination
Molecular function (GO): protein binding; zinc ion binding; cysteine-type deubiquitinase activity
Source: RefSeq, a predicted model, not a curated record